Molecule: messenger RNA, 1634 nt
Organism: Cataglyphis hispanica
Lineage: Eukaryota; Metazoa; Arthropoda; Insecta; Hymenoptera; Formicidae
Product: dipeptidase 1-like
Exons: 11
Coding region: 182-1552 (456 amino acids)
Biological process (GO): proteolysis
Molecular function (GO): metallodipeptidase activity
Source: RefSeq, a predicted model, not a curated record
GUUCAAUUAGUCUCGUUAUCAAGUUAUUUAUAAUGAAUGCAUACAGUAAGAAACAGAGAAAUAAAGUUUUCGUCAAGAGCGCUUUGCCGCGGAAGCAAUACCGCUACAUAAGUCACAGACUUCGCUCUUAAGCGAGAUAUCAAGCACAGAAGACAUCAUUUUUCGAUACUGUACGGGAAAAAUGUUAUACAUUAAUGUCGCCGUUUGCCUGUCAAUUCUCCUGUUUGUGAUCGGAUUAUCCGUGGGAUUUAGCGUGAAUACCUUUAAAGGUCGAGAUGCUCUCGAUUCAGCGCCUCUUAUUGAUGGCCAUAACGAUUUACCGUACAAUUUCUAUCAAAUCUUGAGCAACAACUUGUCAGCUUUCCAUUUCGAAAAAGAUCUAAGGAAUGACAGUGUCUGGGGCAGUAACGCUUGUUCCUCAUGUUUCACUGAUUUGCCUCGCUUAAAUGCAGGAAAAGUGGGUGGACAAUUCUGGGUGGCAUAUACACUGUGUGAAUCGCAAUACAAGGAUUCUGUACAAUUAACAUUGCGGCAGAUCGAUGUGAUCAGGCGAUUUAUUCAGCGAUAUCCGGCCAACUUGCAACUAGUCACAGAGGCGAAAGAUAUUGAGACCACAUGGAGGAAUGGCAAAAUAGCAUCUAUGAUAGCCGUUGAGGGCGGUCACUCGCUAGAUUCGAGUUUAGCCAUCUUGAGACUCUACUAUGAUCUCGGUGUUCGUUACGUUACCCUGACACACACCUGCAAUACACCGUGGGCUGAUGCAUCGAUCGUGGAUGCCGGAUAUGUAUACAAUCUAACAGAAUUUGGACAAACAGUGGUUUACGAGAUGAAUCGAAUUGGAAUGUUGGUCGACCUGUCUCAUGUCUCUCACAAUGUUAUGAGAGAAGUGCUCGCAAUAACAAAAGCUCCCGUCAUAUUCUCGCAUUCGUCCGCUUUCAGUGUUUGCAGACAUUACAGGAAUGUUCCUGAUGAUGUCCUGCACUUAGUUAAAAAAAACAAUGGUAUCGUUAUGGUGAAUUUCUAUAGCGAUUUUGUAAACUGUAAUUCUUCCAGAAAGGCAACGCUGCAGGAUGUCGUAGAUCAUAUAAAUCACAUUCGAAAUCUUAUCGGAGUGGACCAUGUUGGUAUCGGCGGAGAUUAUGAUGGUGUAUCGUCAAUGCCGAUAGGCUUGGAAGAUGUCUCGAAGUAUCCCGACCUGUUUGAUCGUUUAUAUGAGAAUCGAGAAGGAGAACCAACAUGGACCAGAGAAGAUUUAGAAAAACUGGCUGGGAGAAAUUUCAUUCGCGUUUUCCAAGCAGUAGAAGCGAUACGAGACUCUUUAUCAUCCGAAGCACCUCGAGAAGAUGUUAUAACGGGAAACGAAUUAUACAUUGCGCAAAAAAGAGAAGGACUUAAUCCAGGCGCAUGUCAAACUGCAAAGGAAUGGAAUAAUGUAAAUGCAACAUCAGAUGUAGAAGAAAAGACUUCAGAAUUGAAUGUAUCAAGAAUAGGAAGAAAACUAUUAGGAAUGAAACAUCAAUAUUCAAUGUUGACUGAAGUGGAAGGUUGUUAAAGUAAAUAUAUGUGAAAGCAUGUUAAAAUAUGUGAUAUUUCAUUAAGACAUAAAUAAUAUUAAAAAGCAAAAUAUAAAAAUA